UGCACAACCGCCGGCGAGCGGAAGAAGAACGUUUCUGACACGAACUGGCAAAAGGAUGCACAUGUACUCUCGGCAGGCAGGGAUUAAUAAAUACAACUCUUUGUGGACGGAUUUCUCGACAGGCAGGGAUAUCAAAUCUAAUUUAAAUUUGAUGUCGCUCCUUUGGAGGUGAGCCAGGUUGCAGUGACAUGGUAAUAUUUUUUGAAUGGCACCGGACGGCUAUGGACCAGAAGAGCAGAAGUGGUUUGCCAGUGACUGGUGAAGACACUGGUUUGGGGGCUUUAGCCUCACCACUGGCGGGGUAUUUGGGAAAAGUUCAGGAAAGAGCUGCUUCACUGGAGUAUUGUCCCUGGUGCACUUCAAAGGGCUUGACCUAUGCUCUGCGCUCUUACCACAUCAACCUCCAGGAGUCAAUCACCCUCUGCACAAACCCACAGUGCCUUUUCCCUCUGGUCAGCCGGUCCUUGGAGGAUGUUUUGGCUAGCUUGGAUCCUCUGGAGCCCUCUGUUGGGAACAAAAGAAAAAAUGCCUUGGCACUGGAAAAAGAAGAGUUGAUUAAACCUUUACAUAAACGUCUGCGAUCAAGUGAACAUGACAGUCUUGGGCCACCAAGUAUUACUGACACACUUAUCGGCCAAGCAGAGCAUGGUGCUGCAAACGUUGUCAGUAAUGGCCAACAUGCAGCACCCAAGACAGAUGGUGAAAAGUUAAAUGGAUACCACAGGGAUUCUCCAGUUGCAGAGACAACAGGAUGGGAAUCACUACAAGAUCAGGAUGGUGGUCUGGACAAGGAACCAGAGAAUGCCGCUUGUACAGGUGGUUUUGCUCGUCCUACAUGCGAAACCUCGGCUGGACAUCCGCAGUGCUCAUCAGACGCCUUGUUGACUGCUGAUGGGGAUGAGCCUGCGCUCUCUCCUCACCGUGGUGCAGAGCAUGACGUUAGCCAGGUGAAGAGUCCUCCUGAGGUGCUGAAUAGACGCUGCAGUCUGGACUCCAAUCAUUCCUUUUUCACAAAUGAUGACGUUCGUUCAACUGAAAUCAAAACUCUAUUGCCUCAGCACAAUAAGCAGACAGUAAGGACGGAACAGAAAUCACCGACUGCAGACAUCAACGUAUUUAAGGACGUAGGAGGUAUUAAGUCAGAAACGGAGGAUUUGUUCACAGAUUCAGAGGAGCUUGUACCUGUUCCGAAUCAGCUUUUCUGGAGGAACAGCAACAAACUGUGUUGGCUGGACUCGCUGCUUGUUGCUUUGGUAAACUGCAAGAGCUUGGCAAAGUGCAAACCUAAAGAUGAGCCUCAGCGGUCGUCUGUCUGGUGGCUGAUGAGAGGAUAUGAAGACGUUUGUGCUUCCAUCCGAGUCCACCAACAGACUGGCAGAGAUGGCGUGGUGAGGGUGCCAAAUCAUGUGCUGCAAAAGGCCAAUGCAGACCUACAAAGUCUCAGGAUGUCCAUCUUCAAACUACUGCAGCCCAAGCUGCAUUGCAAACUGGGUCAGAGGGAAACUCCGGUAUUUGCCAUGCCGCUUCUGCUUAUGAUGGACUCUUGGGUGGAGCCUCUCUUCCAGUCAACCUUUCACUGGGAGUUCAAGUGCAGUGAAUGCAAAACUGCCACGAAAGAAAGAGUUAUGAAAACUCUCCCCACCUUCACAAAUAUUUUGCCUGAAUGGCGCCCACUUCAUGCCGUCCACUCGGCCCCGUGCAAUGUGUGCUGCCAGAAUAAUCAGAGGAGGACUAUGAUGCUGGAGAGAGUGCCUCCAGUGUUUCAGCUGCACUUUGUAGAGGGGCUUCCUGACAAUGACGUCAGAAUCUACACCUUCACCUUCAAGGGGAAAAGCUACUCAGUCACCACUGUCAUACAGUACAACCAUCAACUUAAGCACUUUGUCACCUGGGUUUGUAAUUCUGAUGGUUUGUGGCUGGAAUAUGACGACUUGAAACACCCAGACUGUAAGACCCAUCAAAAGCUCCCAGUCCCUGCUCAGGAGAUGCAUGUUGUCUUCUGGGAGGUGGAGGAGGAUAAAGAACCCUGUGCCUGUUCUCCCUCCAGCACAUUUUCUGAAUCUCCCCCAUCUAAAAAUGAGAUGAACCCCAGUCUAGGUGACAAAGACUUAAUAGCAGAUGAACUGUUGGCUUGCGCUCCAGAUCAGUCACUUCUCAUGUCUCACAAUGACACCGACAUCAUCUGCGCACUCUCAGUAUCUGAAGACAGCAGUAACAUCAUGGACACAACAGUCACAGCCGGCGUUGAUACAUCGAUAGGUUCCACAACGCUGCUCGACACCUUUGAGGGCCUCACGCCUAAUGACAUCAUUACACUCACACUGGUGGAGUUAAAUGCUGAUUCAGAAAUGCAGCCUUUAAAUGGCAACGAACAACCUCAGGAUUCGAGGGUUCCCAGCGGGAAUGAAAUACUUGAUUCUACACCGGAUAGCUCCUCCACUGUCAUAGGUAGUGAAAUGUCUCGCGGCACUGAUGUUGAGCUCCCCACCACCUCCAACUCAUCUGAAUCUGAUGGUGGCUCGUCUAGUGAUCCUACAUUUGUGCCUGGUGCCAGGAGAGGGAGAGGAAUUGGCAGCAGACAAGUAGGUAAAAAGGCUGCCUUGUCCAAAGCAGCCCCACAUAUUUCACCACCUGCAUCUUCGGAGCCCUCCAAAGUAAUCAGUAACAAACCUGUGGCUGCUGCUGCUCAGGAUAACACACCACCUGUUGAAACUACACAAGAAGUGUCCCCUGUGUCUUCUACCGACACCUCAUCCCUGUCCCCUAGCCAGAAAAGUCCCACAAUGCAGCCAAUGCUACAUCCGAAUGCCCGCUGGUCCUUCCUGCUCAGUAAACACCCACUGCGCCAAGUUCACAAGUCGGUUGCUAAACCCGCCCCCAACCCUGUCACACAAGUAAAGCCCACUCCUCCCACUCACUCUACUCCCAAUCCUGUGAGAAGACAGCAGAUUCCUGGAGGACUCUUCCCUAAACCACAGCUCAAGACAGAGGAGAGUGAGGGUCUCCCACCAAAAGCUGCAGAAAUGUAUGGCGCAUUCGGUGCAAAGAGCUCAAACACCCCGAGUCCGCUCCCAUCCCCUGAACUUCUCAAUGGCAAAUCAAAGCAUUUUCAACCCAUAACUUCCAACCACCAGAAAUCACUAACAAACUCUACAGUGGUGUCUGGCACAUCACUUCCUAUGCCUGCAGCAAAGGGGCUCCCUGAAAUAUCCUCCUUAAAGAAACAUAGCAGCCAGUCCUCGAAGGUUCCUCCGAGUCUCAGCGAUACUGAAGCCCUCAGGUACAAGCUGAUAAAGAAACUGAAGGCCAAGAAGAAGAAGCUCGCUAAGCUGAAUAAAAUGUUGGGUGAUCAGGGGGGAGCCAGCCUCCGACCGGACAGCACUGACCUUGGCUCUCCUAACACGGUUACCUCCAGUACCUAUGAUGGCUCCAUCUGCGAUGACUUCCUCUCGGACCUGCUCUCGCCAGCAACCACAGCCAGCAACCUCUCACCGGACAGCACUGGCUUCCUUGAGAUGCUCGCCAAUGGGAAAGAUGGAGUCGACCAGUUGGACUGUGGGGUCAACGCUGGUGGUGCAGUGUCACAGAUAAACACUUGUAUGAAUGAACCCAACACUGAAAACUUCCUGGAGGACUUUCUCUCACAGGCUGUGGCUCAGAGACCGACUGACAUGGAGACCGAGGCACUCAGUGCACUUGAACUUUUUGUUUAAGCCGUGGGGGUGGAUGUUGUCUGCAAGCUCCAAGCACAGAUAACCUUGACCCUUGGUAUCAUGAGAAAAUUAAAAAUGAACUCGUUUUGCAAUGUACAGUCGUAUUCCACAUGAAGAUGCAGUUUGCAAGUUUUAAGUGGUGAAAUGUGCAUUAAUGUUAAUGUUAUGUUUCUGUUCAUUUAGAUGGGUUAGUUAAGUUUGUAUGUAUGUUAAGUCUUGGAAACAGUAUGUUGACCCAUGGGUAGAGUCUGGCGAAGUUUGGCACUUUGUAGUAUGUACUGUAUGUAAAACUGGGUUGUAUGAAGACCAGCAUGCAAGUAAAAGCUGUUGGUUUGCUCUGUUUUGUUAUUUUGACAAAUUCUCAUGGUACAUAAAUUUUUUUUCCACGUCAUUUACGACUAGUGUUUGUUGUUCAAAGUUGUCAGGAUUAUUAUGACAUUUACAAGUACAAUGUGUGUACUAGCUUCCUCAUAGGUGAAUAAAAUAUUUUUAUUUUCAGUUUUUUAAAAUAUUAAAAUCACUGUAAAUGCUUGUUUGAAGUCA
This is a messenger RNA of Siniperca chuatsi (mandarin fish), 4256 nucleotides long. RefSeq names its product ubiquitin specific peptidase like 1 (gene uspl1). Gene Ontology annotation, biological process: Cajal body organization; protein desumoylation. Gene Ontology annotation, molecular function: SUMO binding. Lineage: Eukaryota; Metazoa; Chordata; Actinopteri; Centrarchiformes; Sinipercidae. Bases 189 to 3713 code for a protein of 1174 amino acids. Gene Ontology annotation, cellular component: Cajal body. The transcript is spliced from 9 exons. The record is from RefSeq and is a predicted model, not a curated record.